AUGAGGAUUGACGUCCCGGCCACGGCGGCCAACGAUGUGCCAGCCCGCCAGGAAGCUGCCGUCCAGGCACGCGAUGCUGAAGAUGAUGCCUAUGAGCCACUGACUUCACGUCAACGUUCGUCACUCAAUUUCCUGCGCAUGAAUACGCCCGUGAGCUUGUUGUGUUGUAUCACCACAGCUCUGAUUACAGCCCUGAUUGUCCCGUCCAUUCACUAUGUCUUCCGCAGCCAGCCUACAUACUUUACAAUGGCGCCGCGGAUGAUGUUAGCUUACUUUGUCGUGCUCAUGCUCUUUGAGACGGGCUUUUGUGUCUUUGCGCUGAUCUCGCGCAACUUGCAUUCACAGCACUGUAUUGUGCAGGGUGUGGGCUCGCGUCUAGCGUUCCAGAACUAUUUGCUAGCCAUCUGGCUCUUCCUUCGUGUGAUGGACACGUAUGUGUCUAUGGGCCUCGGCUUUUUCGUGCUCUUGGCGAUCACACUGAUGGCCGGCGUUAACGGCAUCAUCUUGCAGCGUAAGUUCCCCAUGCACUGGCUGCAUCCAUUUGAGACGCUGUUGGUCCAUGUGCCCAAUGCACUGAUGGCGAUGAUUGCAGGGCAGGUCCUCAUUUGGGACCAACUGAUGCUCUGGUGGGGUUGGGAUCGCAGCAAUGGCCGUGCUGCUCUCGCGGAAGGACUGGUGAUUUCCAUCAUCGUCGAGAUCGUCCUCGGUAUUGGCUUGGCCGUAUGGGUAGGAAUGACCUCGGACGUGGCCGUGUAUGCCGCGUCUAUGUUCCUUGAUGCAGCUGUGCUCAAGUUCCACAAGAUGCCAGUCAUUGGGCCUAAUUCACGUCCCUUUGCCCUGACUGUGAUCCUGUGUGUCUCCAUGACCAUUCGUACAUUGGCGUUGGUCGUGCCCAGUCUCUUACACAAUGGCUUCUUAAUUGUGUGCCAUACACAUCGCCGGCACACACCCGAGGCGGCGUACGAGAACCCCACCGUGGAAGUGCCUGUGGAUGUGCCGGCCAUCGAACGCACAACGCCACGUCGCGUCGAGGCAGAAGUCGUGCCUGCUCCUGCCGACAGCUCGGAACGUACACGUCUUGUUGUGAAGAAAGAUCCUACGUAUGGAUCUGUGCCACCGUCUUAA
Molecule: messenger RNA, 1125 nt
Organism: Malassezia pachydermatis
Lineage: Eukaryota; Fungi; Basidiomycota; Malasseziomycetes; Malasseziales; Malasseziaceae
Exons: 1
Coding region: 1-1125 (374 amino acids)
Source: RefSeq, a predicted model, not a curated record